Molecule: messenger RNA, 336 nt
Organism: Aspergillus homomorphus CBS 101889
Lineage: Eukaryota; Fungi; Ascomycota; Eurotiomycetes; Eurotiales; Aspergillaceae
Exons: 1
Source: RefSeq, a predicted model, not a curated record
GGAACGACUCAACUUCGUCGCCAGAUGUUGCUCCCUUUCACCGUCGAUGUCAACAUCAUGUCCUACGAAACGUGUCGUCGCCUCGGCGUCGCGAUCCAGCCCUACUACGGAGAGGCCCUAGCGGCUGUUUCGGGUUCCGCAGACCUGAAACCCCUGGGCACGGCGGAGGUGGAGUGGUCUUUCUGCGGGCAGAACAAGCCGUAUCGCUCGGUCUUCUACGUGGUUCGCGAACUUGAGGCGGAUUUCAUUCUGGGAAACCCCACAAUCAAGCAGUUGGAAUUGCCUGGGACGGAUCCUGCAAUUGCGAAGAGAUUACUCGCGCUGGAACAACAGUGA